Molecule: messenger RNA, 4642 nt
Organism: Ceratina calcarata
Lineage: Eukaryota; Metazoa; Arthropoda; Insecta; Hymenoptera; Apidae
Gene: mus201
Product: rad2 superfamily protein mus201
Exons: 10
Coding region: 1217-4519 (1100 amino acids)
Biological process (GO): nucleotide-excision repair
Cellular component (GO): nucleus
Molecular function (GO): single-stranded DNA binding; DNA endonuclease activity
Source: RefSeq, a predicted model, not a curated record
UUUCUGAUACGAGACUGUUACUUUUUUAUGUUCGUUAUAUAUCCCAAGAAAUGAACGUCGAUACGUAGGAAAAAUGUUUAAAAAUAGGACGAAUCUCGUGUAGUUUGGGUAGCUACGUUACUGAGCUGCAGAUUCUAUUGUUUUACUGUUGUACAAUGGCCCAGCCGAGCCAAGCGCCUCCAGUUUCCCCUCUUGUUCCCCACCUGACGUGAGCUACUCCCCUCUGGCCCGAAAGUGGCAUGGAAUUGCUGCCGCAAAAGGAUGUUGGGGUUACCCUGGGGGGCGUGGGAAAAACCUGCUGUGGGAAAGAGUGGGUGGCCUCUACCUCACUUCACUUCUCUGAUGAUGACGAUACGAUAUAUACAUCAUGCGGCCCGAGUGUAUUACACGUAUUCGCACACGCGUCGGGAAAUAGACGAAUCCCGUGCACACAAACGUGAUCCACCGUAUUACGUUACGUGUCCGUGUGCACGCGAGUCACACGAACGGUCGCCGGUGCGCACGUUGCUGCGUAAUAUAGGACGAGUUCGCGUGGAUAGGCAAAUUAAACUCCUAUGAAUAAUGUUACUUCUUAUUCUAUCCAAAACUCACGGUUGUCCAGUGAGCCGUUUUAACUAGACACCUUCAACAAUUAUAAAUUCGCUCCAAGUACAUAAUCAGCCUAAUCAGAAUUUCUCUUCCGGUUAGACAUUUUUAGUUACUCAUUAUACAGACUAUUAACUGAGAAUUUCACAUGCCUCAGUAUUGAAAUAUUUUAUAAUAUAUUAGCUUAUAUGCUCGUCAUGCUUUUCAUAGUAUAUUUUCAUUGAUGACUGAAUUAGAAUCCUAUUGCUUCACUUCAUAUUUCUGAAAGUUUCAUAACUGUAGAAUUGCGUUUCGUAUCGUAAUUCAAGAACACAGUAAUUGAUGAACGAUUCAUUCACUUAAAAUUUAUCGAUACUUUUCGGCAAUAAUAGAUUAUUUGCCUUUCCUUGUAUACGAAACUGGAGUUGUCGUUUUAAAGUCGAAGGUACAAAUGUCGCUGUCGUGAGAUUAAUCUUUUAAUCACGCUCCUCCUGCUGCUAUGUCUAGUAAUCAGCUGACCGUUGCGACGGUGCGACGUUCGUAUCAAUAAGUGCUUUGCUUGCGUGUCGAGCUUUAACACUAAAAACCGAUGAUUUAAUGGCGUUUGAUGUUGACAUAAUAUCAAUUACGUACAGCUUAGUUACUUUACAUAAUGGGAGUUCAUGGCCUUUGGCGUUUGCUAGAUGCAACAGGAAAACAAGUGCCCUUGGAGACAUUAGAAGGAAAAGUCUUGGCUAUCGAUGUGUCGAUAUGGAUACAUCAAGUAUUAGCAGGAUAUCAGGACCGUUUUGGCAAUCCGAAACCCAAUGCUCAUCUCAUCGGCUUGUUCAACAGAAUAUGCAAACUUCUCUAUUAUAAAAUCAAGCCAGUUUUUGUAUUUGACGGAGGUGUACCGAUGCUUAAGAAGGCUACAAUUGCUCUACGCAGGAAGCAGAAAUCUAUGGCCAAGAAUAAAGCCCAGCAGAUGAGGACGGAAUUAAUAAAUAAUUUAAUAAAACACUCGACGGUGAAAACGGUUCUUGACCCCGAGAAAACCGAUGCCACCAAGGAAACCACCGAAGUAAUUUUAAGUUUGCAAAAUAAACGAAACGUGGAUAAUAUGUUUAAACUGCCAGAUCUGCCGAGCACCAGCAAAGCUGAAUUAGAACUCGCCGAGGAAUACAAUUCCGAUUCAUCGGACGAGCCGAGUCCGCGGAAACAGUCGAAAUGGAGUGGAAACAUUCACAACGUGGACGUGUCCAGUGUCGAGUUUAAAUCUUUACCAGCCGACAUGCGUUACGAAAUCCUGACAGACCUGAAGGAAACGCGGAAACAAAGUUCGUGGGGUCGUUUACACGAAAUGCCGCAAGAGUCGACACACUUUUCUGGUUUCCAAAUGAAACGUCUGUUGAAACGUAGAUUGGUUCAAGAGAGUUUAGAAUCGUCGGAGAAGGAAAUGGGAGGCAAGACGCUUACGUUAGAGGAACUGGAAAAGUUGAUGAAAGAACAAGGGAUACCGAUGAACGCCCAGAAUUAUGCUUACCGUAUCGCUGCGGAUAAUGUAACUAGGGUCAUUUAUAUCAGUGAUAAAAAUGCACUCAAGAGCAACGACGUCGAUUCGAGCAGCGCGAGUUCACAGAAUAUUGACAACAAGGUGGAUGAAUGCGUUGCUGGACCCAGUAAAUUACCAUCGAUCAUUGAGGACAUGGACGAAUACGCACUGAACGAUUGGGACAGCGACGAUGAAAUAAUAGAUGUCAACAGUUUCGAGUUCACGAGGGAUACGAGCAGCGAUACGGAACCGGAAAUAGAAUCCAACAGAUUGCAAAUAAAAAAGUAUUCUGGGAGAGAUAUUAUGAGUAAUCCUGCUUUAACAUACAUGCUAGAGUACAGCGGAUUAACGGAGAAACAGAUCCAUGUUCUUCUCGAACAAAAGAGUAAAGAAGAUAUCUCAAAGGUAAAAGAAAAAUCCAGUUCCCAUAAAAAGGAACAUGAAGGCUUAAUUACGCAAUCUGAAGAGUGCAAAAACGCAGAUAUGACAGAUGUUACGAAAUCGAUUACAAUAGAAGAUUCAACUUUGUCGUGCGAAGGAGACGCAAAGUCUGUAAGCCAUGAUUCUACGGAUGUGAAAGAAGCAACCCCUGCGCCAGAACUUGAAUUUGACGCGACACCUGUUACAACUGCUGUUUCAAAAGAAGUGCAAGCUGAAUCAAAAGAUACGGUAAUGAGUUCAACGGAAUCCGAUUCGGACGAUUUUAUCGAAAUAGAAGAUGCGCCUGUACCAAAGACUGAUGCCAGUAUCGAGAAAUGUAUUUCGCAACAAAAUAUUCAAAUAACAUUUAGAUCCGACGAAAAAAUAGAGGAUGAUAUGUUUGCCGACAUAUUCAACACACCCAACAGCGAGUCAGAUGUACAGACAAGUUCACAAAGUACCCAAGCAGUCGUCGAAGAGAAUACUCAAUGUACAGGACACGAUGUACCUAAGCAGUCAUUAAAGAGAGUACAUUUCGAAGAGGCUUCGGAAAAUGCAAUCGAUUCGGAGAAUCGCUUACCCGGAAUUGAAAAUGAAAUUAAGCAAUUUUCAAGUAUAAUUAAAGAAAAUGACAAUGUACAUUCGCAAAUAGAUGCACAUACGAAUGCAAAAUCCGAGGUAAUUCAAAUGAGGAACAAGAAUAGUGUUAAUGAUGCGGCGAGUAUUCCAAAACAUGAUGCAGAAAUUGAGAAUAGACCUAUUCUCUUGAAUAAGGAUGACUUGCUAUGUUUGCAGUCUCAGUUAGAGGAUAGACAAUCGGAACUAGUGGCAGAUAUUGGAAGAUUAGAAAGGCAGGGUAUCGACAUUUCGGAUCAGAUCCGAACAGAGGCUCAGGAACUGUUACGAAUAUUCGGAAUCCCGUAUAUCGUUGCGCCCAUGGAGGCAGAGGCGCAGUGCGCUUUAUUAGAACAAAUUCGUCUGACCGAUGGCACGAUUACGGAUGAUUCGGAUAUCUGGCUGUUCGGGGGUCGAUGUGUUUACAAAAAUUUUUUCGACAACAGCAAAAAAGUUCUUGAAUUUCGCUCAGAGGACAUACAAUAUCACCUUAAGUUGUCGCGUAACGAGAUGAUAAGACUAGCUCUUUUAGUCGGCAGCGAUUACACUACAGGGUUAACCGGCAUUGGCCCAGUCACCGCGCUGGAAAUUUUAGCAGCUUUUCCGUCGCAGGGUGACGAUCUGCUGCACGGUUUGAGCAAUUUCUGUACCUGGAUCGAGAACGGUAGAUCCGCCGGUCCCGGAAAAGCGACUCUGCGCAACAAAUUGCAAAACCUACAAAUUCAGAAAGGCUUCCCUAAUCAAGCCGUUGUGCAAGCGUACCUGUUCCCGGAAGUGGACGAAUCGAGAGAGGCUUUCACUUGGAGUAAGCCAAACAUAUUAUUAUUAACCGAUUACGCGAAGCAAAAAUUCGGUUGGGACAAACAUAAAUCCAUGGCGAUCAUGGCACCAGUAUUAAAGAGAUUGGAAGAGAAGCAGAGUCAGAGUAAGAUAAGCGCGUACUUUAAACUACACACUGUUCCAAAACCGAUCGAAAUGGCUUUGAGUAAAAGAGUGCAGAAAGCUGUGCAUAAGUUAAAUAAUGAAAACGCGGAAGAUCCCGAGGCUGCGGAGGCUGCGCCGGUUAAGAAAAAGAAACCUGCUGGUGGAAGGCGAAAGAAAACUAUAGAAUCAAAGACUGAACAGACCGAUUCGAAAGUUGAACAUAAAGCAUUGAAUCCUGAGGAGGUCGAUCAAGACAAGUCCCGACUUAUCACUCUGCCAGAAAAAAGUGUCGACGAACAUAUACCGCAAAGGGAGAAGGAUAAAGCGAACGCUUUGAAAAAUAAAUUGCACGCUAUCGAAAUAUUACGCAAGUCGAAGAAAGGAUUGUGCAAAACGAAAAAAGUGAAUCGUUACGUGCGAAAAGUGAAACAGGAAGCUGAUCUCUCCGAAAGUGACAGUAAUUAAUAAAGACAAGUGCAUAGAUCUGUUUAAAUCGACGCAACGUACGAACGAGAGGCGUGAAUAUAACGAAGAUUAAAUGAAGGUUUGUACAUUCUCUUUUUCAAAUAAAUUAUUUUUUACAUUGUG